Molecule: messenger RNA, 3984 nt
Organism: Urocitellus parryii (Arctic ground squirrel)
Lineage: Eukaryota; Metazoa; Chordata; Mammalia; Rodentia; Sciuridae
Gene: Rgma
Product: repulsive guidance molecule BMP co-receptor a
Biological process (GO): BMP signaling pathway
Cellular component (GO): plasma membrane
Molecular function (GO): coreceptor activity
Source: RefSeq, a predicted model, not a curated record
CCCGCCCCCUCCCCUCCGCGCGCAAACGAUCCUCGCUACGCCGCUCUCGGCGGCGGCGGCGGGCGGGGGCAGGGUGAGGGAGGGGGCUGGCCGGGGCCGCUCCACUCUGCAGUUGUCUCCGAAGCGCGGGCUGUGCUGCCCGAGCCGCUGGGCCGGGGAAGCACUGGCCGUAGGCUUCCGGGCCGGCUUCUCCAGGCGCUCGCAGGCAUGCAGCCCGGGAGCAGGCGGCGCGCCCCGGGCCGCUUCUGAGCCGGCAGGGGCUGCGGGACCAGCGCCAGCCGAGCCCCUCCCUUCUUGCCCUUGGGCCGACGAGCGAAGUCCCGGCACCCGCUCUUAGCCCGCAGCCCCGCCAGCGCCACCCCCCGCGGGCUGCAGGGGCUCAUGCAGCCGCCAAGGCAUUGCGCGUGGUUGGGCAGMCCCGGAGCACGUCCAAUCCGCCGUGUCCUGGAUGGGGGAGUCUCUCUCGCGCGCAGUUCUUUCUUUUUGGGGCGGCCGCCCUGCCCGGCCCACGGAGCCUAGGACGGAGCCUGCUACCUGGCUAUCCCGACGUGAGCCCCCAUUGGCCUGUGUCGCUAGGGCCCCCGCCUCCCGCUCAGUUCGAGGUUGAAGAGCUGCUAAACGGGGCGUCGGCGUUGUGCACCAUCUGGGCUCAGGAAUAAGCAGUCCCAACACGGGAGCGUCCAARUACCCGAAGUCCUGUGGAACGCAAGCGCCCCGACGCCCUGAGCUCAGCCACGUAGCUUAAGGGACAGAAUUGUGGGUCGUACUGAGUGGCAGACUGUUACCUCAAGGACCUCAAUCACCUUCUCCAUCUGGUCUUAGGAUCUUCCAGCAAAAACAAAAGGGAGAGGCUAGUGGUAACAGGCCGAGCUGGAUGGAUGGGUAUGGGGAGAGGGGCAGGACGCUCAGCCCUGGGAUUCUGGCCGACCCUCGCCUUCCUUCUCUGCAGCUUCCCCGCAGCCAUCUCCCCGUGCAAGAUCCUCAAGUGCAACUCUGAGUUCUGGAGCGCCACGUCCGGCAGCCACAGCCCGGCCUCUGACGACGCCCCUGAGUUCUGCGCUGCCCUGCGCACCUACGCCCUGUGCACGCGGCGGACGGCCCGCACCUGCCGGGGUGACCUGGCCUACCACUCCGCAGUCCAUGGCAUAGAGGACCUCAUGAGCCAGCACAACUGCUCCAAGGAUGGCCCCACCUCGCAGCCUCGCCUGCGCACACUUCCACCAGCGGGGGACAGCCAGGAGCGCUCGGACAGCCCCGAGAUCUGCCACUACGAGAAGAGCUUCCACAAGCACUCAGCCGCMCCCAACUACACGCACUGUGGUCUGUUCGGGGACCCGCACCUCAGGACUUUCACAGACCGCUUCCAGACCUGCAAGGUGCAGGGCGCCUGGCCACUCAUCGACAAUAAUUACCUGAAUGUGCAGGUCACCAACACACCUGUGCUGCCUGGCUCCCCCGCCACUGCCACCAGCAAGCUCACCAUCAUCUUCAAGAACUUCCAAGAAUGUGUGGACCAGAAGGUGUACCAGGCCGAGAUGGAUGAGCUCCCGGCAGCCUUCGCCGACGGCUCCAAGAACGGCGGGGACAGGCACGGGGCCAACAGCUUGAAGAUCACGGAGAAGGUGUCGGGCCAGCACGUGGAGAUCCAGGCCAAGUACAUCGGCACCACCAUCGUGGUGCGCCAGGUGGGCCGCUACCUGACCUUCGCGGUCCGCAUGCCCGAGGAGGUGGUCAACGCCGUGGAGGACCGGGACAGCCAGGGCCUCUACCUCUGCCUGCGGGGCUGCCCGCUCAACCAGCAGAUCGACUUCCAGGCCUUCCGGGCCAGCGCCCAGGGCCCCGACGCCCGCAGGCCCGUGGCCGCCAGCCCCGCCCCCGCGGCCCCUGAAACGUUCCCCUACGAGACGGCCGUGGCCAAGUGCAAGGAGAAGCUGCCCGUGGAGGACCUGUACUACCAGGCCUGCGUCUUCGACCUCCUCACCACGGGCGACGUGAACUUCACGCUGGCCGCCUACUACGCCCUGGAGGACGUCAAGAUGCUCCACUCCAACAAGGACAAACUGCACCUGUAUGAAAGGACUCGGGAGCUGCCGGGCGGGGUGGCCGCUGCGGGGCAGCCCCUGGCCCCCCAGCCUCUCCUCAGCACCCUGGCGCUCCUCGCCCUGCUGCCUGUGUUGUGGUAGGUGGGCAGCUGUCCUGAGGAUGCGGAGGGAUGCACAGACUCCACCCCCAGCCUUGGGGCUCCUACUCCUCCGUUCGAGGGCUGGGGACAACAACAGGGUGCGGACUGGCAGGCACACUGUCUGUGGGCCAGUGGGCUGGCAACUCUCAGGAGUAGAGGCAGCCGCUGGCCGGGUGACCCAUGGGACGGUUUCCUCAGAGCUGUCUCUGGCAAGGGCUGGGGGKUGUGGGGCCCCGGCCCCUCUCUCUAGUGCACGUGACAAGAUUGUGGUGAUAGGUGCUGUGAUGUUUGUGACAGUAGAGCUGUGUGAGAGGGAGAGCAGCUCCCCUCCUCCCCACCCCUGCAGUGUGAAUGUGCAAAACCCAGCCCCUUAGGCUGAAGCCCCACCCCACCCCUCCAGAGAGACACUGGGAACAGUCAGAGUCGGCUCCUUCUGCCCCUUGCAAUGCACUGAAACGGCCCGGCUGACUGCUGCACGCUGAUUCGUGGGGCCACCUGUGCCCACCGCACGCACACACACACUCUUAUAUGAGCACACUCGCACACACUAAGCCUGCGGGGACACCCCAGCCAAGCUGCACAAGGCUCCUUCCCCAGACCGGGCCUCCUUAAGGUCAGGAUGCCCCCAGAGGGUGCUGUUCAACAUCUCUAGCAAAUUGACGUAACCUUGUGGCCAAUAAGCUGUGCCCUCCUGGUGCCUUUCCAUCUGUACCCUCCCUGGGAGCUGGAGGGAGACCACUGUGUGCAUUGGGCUGCCAUGGGCAUGGGUUCAGGCUCAGGUUCCCAGGCGCCUGCCCAGACAGCCGUGCAAUUGAACCAUCAAUGCAUGUCAGCACGUGGUCUAAGCCACGCCACUCACAGGCUCCAGUGCCCUUCUCUGGCUCUGCCCUUGGCCCUUUCGCUACUGUGCUUAGGAAAUUGAAGUGCUUGGUUCUAAACGUCUACACAGAGGAGAGAUCUCUUGAUUUGGGUUCCUUCCCCUGCAGCAGAUGCAAGAGCUCCUCGGCAGGGGAGUUCCAGCCCAGGGCAUGGGCAGGAGACGCAGUGGAUCGGGCCAGCUGGCCUGCCCCGUCCUCUGCUUUCUCCUCACCAGCCUCCUGGCUGCUGGUCAGAAGCCCUACUUUCCACCCUGCCCACCCACGUCUGGAUUCUGAGGGGAGUAACAGAAUCUUAGAGGCCUCACAACCCUGAACUUUCCGGGCAGGGUCUCCUUCCCAAGCCCUGUGGCCACAGAAGAAACCUGCCACUGGGAACCCUGAGUCCCCCUUUGUUUCAACCCAGGGUACACAUCCACAAAAACCCAGAACAAUUCCCACCUCUGCUGCUAUUCCAGAGGCUCCCAGGGACCAGCAAAGGGCUGGCCUUCACUCCCAAAGGUGCAGCCAGCCCCAGUGGGCAGUCCUGCCAGUGGCCCUGCAGCCCUACUCCCCUCCCAUCAGCAUCUGCAGUAGCCCCUCUGCUGCUCCCCAGGGACCUCUCAUACACUGGCCAGGAGGCUGCGAAACCUGCGUCUCCCCCCUUCCUCCGAGAGGUCCUCCUCCCUCUGCCAAAACCACAUGGGCUGGUAGGAGGGGCUCACCCAGCCCCUUCCUCUCCCUGCUGGGUUUAUAGAUGAUCCCUAUGUUGGAAGUAAAAAGAUGAAGCACUUUAUUUUGGUUGUGUUUGAUCACAUUCUGCUUGGAAGUGGGGACCCCUCACUGCGUCCAUGUGUCUGCGACCUGUGUGGAGUGUCACCGCAUGUACAUACUGUAAAUUAUUUAUUAAUGGCUAAAUGCAAGUAAAGUUUGAGGUUUUGUUUUGUU